UUUUGCAAAACCGUAAAACUCUACAAAUCCAAGGACAUGAGUUGGAAAUUCAGCCUUUUUCUGCUGUGCCUUGUACUCUCACAAGGAGCAUCGGAUCCCUUGGCCGACAUUCAUAAGCAAGUGACGGAUAAGCUAAAGACUUUUCUGGAGAAUUUCACUGGUCAUUGGCAGGACAACACAGAGUUUCUCAACUGGAUUUCAAGAAUUCGUUCGGCAGUGAGAAAUAACAAGACUGAACUAGCCGACAAAUUCGCCAUUCAAUUUGGCUUUGAGGCGUACAAUAUUGAACGCUCGAUCUUGGAGCUACAAAUCUCGGAUCGUAUCGAGGAAUUGGAUAGCAUUAUUCCGCAGCAGAAAGUUGAGAAAUGUUUGGAGUUUUAUGUAAAUCAAAGAACCAUUCUCAAAAAAUCUCUGAAGCAAUCGAAUGCGAAGAAAUUGGAAAAGUUUUCGGCAAACUCGAUCUCUUGCCCGUACUAUCAUUAUGAAUAUCUCGACUACUUGAAGAUACUGGAUGGAAUUCAAACAAGGCAGAAAGUCCUUUAAUUAUCCUUUAGGCCCUUUAAAAUGUAUUUUUUUGGCCUUUCAUAAAUAUCACAGAGAAGUGAUAAAUAAAUAGUGUGCAUUCCAA
Molecule: messenger RNA, 628 nt
Organism: Drosophila elegans
Lineage: Eukaryota; Metazoa; Arthropoda; Insecta; Diptera; Drosophilidae
Exons: 2
Coding region: 37-543 (168 amino acids)
Source: RefSeq, a predicted model, not a curated record